Aspergillus welwitschiae is the source of this 499-nucleotide messenger RNA. RefSeq lists its product as uncharacterized. The annotation marks the transcript as partial. The record is from RefSeq and is a predicted model, not a curated record. Lineage: Eukaryota; Fungi; Ascomycota; Eurotiomycetes; Eurotiales; Aspergillaceae. The transcript is spliced from 2 exons.
GACUUGCUUUUGCUGCUUUCUUCUUCUCUUCUUCUCUUCUGCAACUUUCCACUGCCUCUCUGCUGCGGCUUCUUCUCUCUUCCUACCAUCUUCUCAAACUCAUCUUCUUCCGGUUCUCAUUCGCUGCAUCCUCCCCUGCCGCGAGAACCCUGCAAAUCCUCCUCUCAGUUAAUACGAGAGUUUACAAUAUCUCAACCUCAUCCAUCUCUCCUCUCCUCCAUUCCCGGAACGGUGAAUCCCACCGGCUCGUGCGACAGAGCGCUAUAAGCUCUAUAUACAUCGAUCUAUCUCUAUCUACCUAUUUACUCAUAUCCACCACCAUGUCUAUGGACGCCAAAGAAAUCGAGCUCCGGGCCAAGGCCAUGACCAAGGCCGCCUCUUCCAACGAACCUCCCUCUACCAUCAUACCACUGCUCAAGCAGCUGCAACAAGGGGUGAAAGCCACCGAAGACCUGCUGCGAUCGACCCGUGUCGGUAUCGCCGUCAACAAACUUAAACA